Penicillium soppii is the source of this 1032-nucleotide messenger RNA. Its product is annotated as caspase family protein. Lineage: Eukaryota; Fungi; Ascomycota; Eurotiomycetes; Eurotiales; Aspergillaceae. The record is from RefSeq and is a predicted model, not a curated record. Bases 1 to 1032 code for a protein of 343 amino acids. Gene Ontology annotation, molecular function: cysteine-type endopeptidase activity. Gene Ontology annotation, biological process: proteolysis. The transcript is spliced from 3 exons.
AUGACGAAGGCGUAUCGCUCAUCAAUAAUAGGAUACCCUCGAGCAAAUUCGCCAAGUUUGCCCCCACCCCCACCACAGAACUUUCAACACUUCGGUGGAGGGGCGCCAUCAAACUACCAGUUCCAGUACUCAGCCUGUACCGGUCGGCGCAAGGCUCUGUUGAUCGGAAUCAAUUAUGCGGGACAACCCAAUGCAUUAAAAGGCUGCAUCAACGAUGUCACCAACAUGUCCAGCUUCCUAACCCAGCGAUUUGGCUACAAAAGGGAGGAUAUGGUGAUCCUCACCGAUGAUCAACGCAACCCAAUGAGCAUCCCCACCAAGGCCAACAUUCUCCGCGCUAUGCAAUGGCUCGUCAAAGACGCUCAACCAAACGACUCAUUGUUCAUCCACUUUUCCGGCCACGGUGGUCGCACUCCCGAUCUCGACGGCGAUGAAGACGACGGAUUCGACGACGUCAUCUACCCGCUCGAUUACCGCACAGCGGGACACAUCGUGGAUGAUGACAUGCACGCGAUCAUGGUGCGACCACUGCGAGCGGGCGUGCGAUUGACGGCGAUUUACGACUCGUGUCACUCCGGUACAGCUUUGGAUCUGCCAUACGUCUACUCGACACAGGGUGUUCUCAAGGAACCAAAUCUCGCGAAGGAGGCAGCGCAGGAUUUAUUCAGUGCAUUUACCUCGUACGGACAGGGUGAUUUAUCUAGUGUUGCAUCGACUGCGAUCGGAUUCUUCAAAAAAGCAGCGAACGGUGGAUCCGCUCGCGAGCGCACACUGAUGACCAAGACCUCACCAGCAGAUGUGGUCAUGUUUUCAGGGUCCAAGGACACACAGACCUCGGCGGAUACAUUCCAAGACGGACAGGCGCGUGGGGCGCUGAGCUGGGCAUUUAUUAAAUCCCUACAGCAAUGGCCUCAUCAAAGUUAUCUGCAGCUUCUCAAUACGAUCCGGAACGAGCUCGAAGGAAAAUACUCGCAAAAGCCGCAGCUCAGCUGCAGCCAUCCUCUUGACACGAAUCUUCGCUUUGUGAUGUAA